Molecule: messenger RNA, 1249 nt
Organism: Anneissia japonica
Lineage: Eukaryota; Metazoa; Echinodermata; Crinoidea; Comatulida; Comatulidae
Exons: 2
Source: RefSeq, a predicted model, not a curated record
CAUAAGCAACAACUAUCUAAACCUACUGACCAAACAUUAUAAAACGAAUGGUGUAUGUCUCCCAAAACCAAAGACUGGCGGCCGUAGAUUUAACAAGACUGCAUUGUCUACAGAGGAUAUAACUCGAAUUGUAACGUUUAUUACAAGUUAUGGUGAGUUACAUGGCCUCCCUCUACCUGGACGUCAAAGCAGAGUGAACACCAAUGAUCCACGAACACGUUUGCUGCCGUCAUCUGAAAACAAAUCCACAGUUUUCAGAAAGUAUGAAAAAGAAAUGGAAGAAGUGAAUCGGCGAAAAACAGCUGCUGGACAACCCUUGCUGAGAAUUGCCAGGAGGUCAACAUUCAAUAAACUUUGGCUUACGUAUGCCCCUUAUGUGAUGAUAAGUCGUCCAAAAUCAGACCUGUGCUGGACUUGCCAGGCGAAUAAUGCUUCAGUUUAUAGAAGUGCAAAUGAAAGUGAAGCCGAGAAGAUGACGCGUCUGCAGUGUCAAGCAUCUGAGAGUCGCGGAUAUGGAAAGACAGCUAUACAGGGAGAUGGUGGCAAACUCAAAGGAUGUACUAAAAAAUACUGGCGAGAGAUUGGGACCUAUUGAACCAUGUUCGAAGAACUACACGAUGCAUUACUCCUUUGAUUUCGCCCAGCAGGUCGCAUUUCCUUUUGACCCACAACAGCCAGGUCCCAUUUACUUUUUAUGUACAAGGAAGUGUGGUAUAUUUGGAGUUGCCUGCGAAGCUGUUCCACAACAAGUUAACUACUUGAUAGAUGAGGGUAUGCUGCUAUCGAAGGGAUCGUCAGCCGUAAUCUCCUACUUACACGAUUUCUUAAUUUCAAACGGGUUAGGAGAAAAAGUGGUGCAGUUGAACUGCGACAACUGCUCAGGCCAAAACAAAAAUCAAUACAUGUUGUGGUACUUAGCGUGGCACACAAUUUACAAACUUCAUGAAAAGAUCCACCUGAAUUUCUUGAUAGCAGGACAUACUAAAUUUUCCCCUGACGCUGGCUUUGGCCUGAUUAAACAGAAAUACCGGAACAAUGUGGUUGGGUGCCUUGAUGACAUGGCAAAUGUAGUGAAUAAUAGCAGCACCACAGGAAUAAACAAAGCAAGGAUCGUUGGAAGCGAGUCAGGUGAGGUAUUUGUGCAGCAGCACAACUGGGGUGAUUAUCUUGAGCCAUAUUUCAGGCCGUUGAAUGGCAUAAAGAAGCUCCACCAUAUGAGAUUCGACAAAGACUAUCCUGGAAUGGUGUA